This is a messenger RNA of Blepharisma stoltei, 1966 nucleotides long. Lineage: Eukaryota; Ciliophora; Heterotrichea; Heterotrichida; Blepharismidae. The record is from the annotation of a GenBank genome assembly.
AUGCUUCAAAACACAUAUUUUGAAUACAUUAUUAUUAUCUUCAAUAAUCAUUAUUCAGUUAAAAUUCUGACACCUCAAAAGAAUUAUAAUAUGGAUAAGCCAAGAAGCCAUUCUCCUCCUCCCAGAAAAAUCCAUAAAAACAACAAUUGAAAAGAUAUUUUAGAGAAUGCAAGACAGAGCGAAAUUUCGCGAAAGCCUGCCGCUGAAUCCCCAUCCUUUAAAUAGGAACAAAAAAUCAUGCUCUAUUUAAAAUCAUAUCAUAAAAAUAUUUUAAAAAAUUAAAUUUAACUCAAUAUUUUUGAAUUUAAAUUUAUUUAUCAGGAAUUAAUUUCAAAAUUAAUCGAUACAGUGUGAAAACUGUUAAAAUAGUAUUCUACUUGUACUUUUCCAUUUAAAUUAGGUCAAAAAUAUCUAUAAAAAUAGUAUUUUCACCAUUAAAUUUUCCUAUUAAAAAAAUAUUCCAAUUUCAAGUGGGGUUAAAUAACAACAAAAAAAUGGAAAUUUUACCAAUCUAAAGGGGAGUAAGAAAAAUGAUUUUUUUUCUGAAAUGGACUAUUCCAGACGUGAAAUCCCAAAUAAUUCAUCAAUUCAAGAUAAAGAAUGAAAAGACAGCGAAAGAAGUUUCCAUUUAGAUCAAGCAAAGCUCAGAUCUCAAAUAAGAAUAGAGCAAGGAAGAGAAACCAAAUUUGAUUUAUUAUUAAGAGUUUUGAUGAUUUAUCAUGGAGAAAUCCCUUUUGAAAAGCACUCUCAAGCAAUCCCGACAGAAAUUCGUGAGCCUUACUUAUAUCUAAAUAACUGCAAUUAUAGCGAAUUAGAAGCAAUAAAAGCAUCAAUUGAUGUCCACUUUCAGCUUGAAGACAACAAAGAAAAGCAGGAAUUUUGAAAUUCUCUUCUAAAUAUUGUCAAUAAUGAAAUAAAACGAGCUAAAAAUACCGAAAAUAACCAAAACCCAAGUCAAUUUAAAGACGAUAUUGAUAGAAUUAUCAAAAAUCUAGAUGAAAAAAAAUUAGGAAUAAUAGAAGAACAAGUCAGGCAAAAUAUGAAUAGGCAGGAUGUAGACAAAACUUUUUGGACUGAGGUUCAAGACAAUAUUUGUGUAUAUAAAGCAAAAUCAUCAAUAAAAAAAGCAUUUCAGAAUUUUAUGGAAAAACCAGAAACAAAUACCAAUGAAUUAAUAUUUUCUCCAUCCCAGAAGCGAGAUCUAUUAUUGAAAGAUGAAUUUUUGCAGAAUGGGACAAAUGAUGGAAGCGAAAGUCCGAUUUUAUUUCAAGACGAAACAUGUUUUGAUAAUAUAAAGAUAAUUACGCCUGAUGAAGAGCAAAAAGCUUACUCUAAUUCAAGGCGACAAAUCCUGCUAAAAGAGCUUGAAGAUUUAAUAGAAAGACAGAAAAGGCUAAUCUCAAAGAAAAAUCCUUUACUUAGCUCUGACAGUGCUUUAUAUAAUGUAUUAAGACAUGAAAAAGUUGUAAGUGGGAAUAUUGAGAAUUCCAUAGAAGAUUUAAUGAAAAUUGAUAUGAUGAAAAAUAUGAAGCUUGAAGAUGGAGAGUCAGAGUUUGGAGAAACCAUAGAUUUAAAGCCAAUUUUAGAAGACUGGAAUGAUAAAUAUCGGCCUAGAAAGCCAAAAUAUUUCAAUAGAAUUAAAACAGGCUAUGAAUGAACUAGACACAACCAAACGCAUUAUGAUCAUAGAAAUCCUCCACCUAAGGUAGUUCAAGGCUACAAAUUUAAUAUUUUUUAUCCUUGUCUUAUCGAUAAAACUCAAGCUCCUCAAUUUUAUUUAGAGCCAGACGAAACUAAUGACACAGCAAUACUAAGGUUUCAUGCAGGCCCACCAUAUGAAGACAUUGCAUUUAGAAUAAUAAAUAGAGAAUGGGAUUUCUCAGACAGGCAUGGCUUUAAAAGCUUUUUCGACAAAGGAAUUUUGCAUUUGUACUUCAACUUCAAGCGCCAUAGAUAUAAACGCUAA